AUGUCAUCUGAAAUUCCAGAUAUUCCUGAACUGAAGCGCGCCGUGGAAAGCGGCCAGCGCAUUGACCCAGAGGAUGUCUCUGCUUUGGCGCAGAACGAGAGCGAAUUGACCGGUGGUGGGCCGAUCAGCGGUGGAGCCGCAGCGACGGCACAAAGCAUUGCCAUGAAGCAGAUGAACUUCGAUGAGAAGUUGGAGGCGUUGUCGCGGAAGCCACAGAGCCACAUUACACAGGAGGAUGCUCGAGAACUUCACACGGCGGAGGGUCGCGCCUUUAACAAGCCACCUGGCCCUGGGUCCGUCUCCGCGCAAGUCCGAUCGAUAGCAGACCGUAACGAGGCCCUUGGGGUCCCUGCUAUACCGGGAGAGGCUUCUGUGUACAUUACAAAGGAUGAUGCGAGAGAGGCUCAGCAUGCUGAAUCGACAAUAUAUGGCGGACAAGAUCCACGCGGUGGGAUUGCGGCACAGAUGCAGGUAAGUGUAAAAAAAUCAAUAUGUUGA
Messenger RNA from Aspergillus neoniger CBS 115656, 498 nucleotides. RefSeq lists its product as uncharacterized. Lineage: Eukaryota; Fungi; Ascomycota; Eurotiomycetes; Eurotiales; Aspergillaceae. The transcript is spliced from 3 exons. The record is from RefSeq and is a predicted model, not a curated record. Bases 1 to 498 code for a protein of 165 amino acids.